Molecule: messenger RNA, 3436 nt
Organism: Hibiscus syriacus
Lineage: Eukaryota; Viridiplantae; Streptophyta; Magnoliopsida; Malvales; Malvaceae
Product: TMV resistance protein N-like
Exons: 6
Coding region: 16-3402 (1128 amino acids)
Biological process (GO): defense response; signal transduction
Molecular function (GO): ADP binding
Source: RefSeq, a predicted model, not a curated record
UUCUCAUAAUUCAUCAUGUCAUUAUUACCUUCAACUUUAUCAUGUAUUUCUAGAAAGAAAUACGAUGUUUUCUUGAGUUUUAGAGGUGAAGAUACCCGUAAAAGCUUCACAGAUCAUCUCUAUGAUGCUCUAAAUCGAAGUGGAAUUAUCACUUUCAAGGAUGAUCCAAAGAUGGAUGCCGGUGAAGAGAUCGCACCACAACUCUUCGGAGCCAUUCAACAAUCAUGGUGCUCGGUAAUUGUUUUUUCAGAAACCUAUGCCUUUUCAAGUUGGUGCUUGGAGGAGCUUGUUGAGAUUGUUAAACAAAAAAACGAGAAAGGACAUAAAGUGUUUCCAAUCUUCUACGAUGUGAAUCCAUCUGAUUUAAGAAAACAUAAAGAAAAAGUUGAAGAAGCAUUUGCCAAACAUGCAGAGAGAUACAUGGAAGAUAAAGAAAAGAUUCUGAGGUGGCGAAAUGCUUUGACUCAAGUGGCUAACAUCAAAGGAUGGCAUUUAAAUAACAGGCAUGAAUCAGAGUUUAUAGGAGAUAUUGUUAGAAAAAUAUCAGCAAAAUUAUGUCAGACAUAUCCAAUUGUUCAUGAUGAGUUGGUUGGAAUUAGUUCACGCUUGGAGGAGUUGCAUUCCAAAAUAGAGAUUGGGGAAGAUGACAUCCGCAUCAUAGGAAUUUGCGGAAUGGGUGGCAUCGGUAAAACAACUCUCGCAAGAGUUGUAUACGACCAAAUGUCAUCUCAUUUUGAAGGUAAAUGCUUCAUUGCUGACGUUCGAGAAGUUUCAGACAAAUUUGGAAUUGUUUCUCUACAGAAACAACUUCUUUUCCAGAUCUUGUCCGGUGAAGUCUUCGAAUUUUUCAAUGUUCAUGAAGGGAAUGCCAUAAUUAGCCACAGAUUAUCUAACAAAAAGAUCCUUGUUGUGAUUGAUGAUGUGGAUAAUUUACAGCACUUGAAAUGCUUGGUUGGAAGGCAUGAUUGGUUCGGUUUAGGGAGUAGAAUCAUUAUAACAACAAGAGAUGAACACUUGCUCCAAUCUUACCGAGUUGAUGAUGUGUAUAAGCCUUCAACAUUGAAUGACAGCGAGGCACUUAAACUUUUCAGUUUGAAAGCUUUUGAUAGUGAGACAGCACCAAAUGAUGUUUUUGUUGAGCUUUCUGAACAUGUUGCAAAAUAUGCCAGUGGUCUCCCCUUAGCUCUUGAAGUCUUGGGUUCUUUUUUGUGCGGUAGAGAUGUAGCUCAAUGGAGAAGUGCAAUCCAAAGACUUGAAAAGGAUUCUAACAAAGAGAUUAUUGACAGACUUCGAAUUAGCUUUGAUGGAUUAGAAGAAACGGAGAAGAACAUAUUUCUAGAUAUAGCAUGCUUCUUCAAUGGGGACGAGAAAGAUUUUGUCAUGAAAGUAUUGGAUGGCUGUGAGUUUUUCCAGGAUAUUGGAAUCGAUGUUCUCAUUAAGAAGUCUCUACUAACUGUUGAUGAAACCAACAAAUUGUGGAUGCAUAACUUACUACAAGAAAUGGGAAGAAGAAUUGUUAGGGAAAAAUCUAUUGAGGAGCCUGGAAAACGUUGUAGAUUGUGGGAGGAAAAUGAUGUAUAUCAUGUGCUAACGAAAAACACUGCUACGGAAGCGAUUGAAGGCAUGAUCAUUGACAAUAAAAGGAUAUCUAACAAGAUGCUCAAUUUGAAUGUUAAUGCUGUCUCGAAGAUGAAAAAAUUGAGAUUGCUCAAAGUCCUUUGCCUCUUAAAUUGUGAUGAACUCAAAUAUCUUCCUAAUGAGUUGCGGCUCUUAGAUUGGAUGGGAUAUCCUUUAAGAUUCUUACCUCCAAGCUUCCAACCAGACAACCUGGUUGCACUUCUGCUACCAUACAGUCGCAUUGAACAACUAUGGAGGGGAAAUAUGCCCCUGUAUAAUUUGAAAGUGCUCAACCUCAAAGGGUCCGAUAACCUGAUCAAGACACCGGACUUUACAACAGCCCCAAAUCUGGAAAUUUUGAUAUUGGAGGGUUGUACAAGAAUAGUAGAUGUUCAUCCAUCAGUCGGAGUUCUUUCGAGGCUUAAACUUUUGAAUUUAAGAAGCUGCACAAGUCUUAGGAAUCUUCCAACCAAAAUUGGAAUAGAAUCUCUUGAAACAUUAAUCCUAAAAGAUUGUAGAAACCUUAUUAGUCUCCCAAGCAGCAUAGGUGGGUGUAAAUAUCUAAAAACUCUUGAUCUUUCAGGUUGCUAUGAAGUUGAAAAUUUACCGGAGAAUUUGCAGCAAGUAGAGUUGUUGGAAGAGCUUGACUUAAGUGAAACAGCCAUAGCAAAACCGCCAUCCUUCAUUUUUCAACUUAAAAAUCUUAAAGUUUUGUCUUUGAAUAGGCUCAAGGCACCAUCAUCUAAGUUAGCACCAAAUCUACCUUCUCUUUUCCAGGUAUUCCAAAGAGGACGGAUCGAGUCUGUGCCUCUUAUGUUACAUUCACUGUCAGGUUUGAUUUCACUAAGAGAGCUGAAACUAAGGAACUGCAAUCUUCGUGAAGGAGAUAUUCCAAGUGAUAUUCAUUGUUUACCCUAUUUGGAAAAGCUUGAGCUUGGUGGUAACAAUUUCAUCAGCGUACCUGUGUCUGUCAUUAGAUUUCUCAGUCUUCAAUAUCUUGGAUUGUCAAAUUGCAGGGAGCUUAAAUCGUUUCCUAGUCUUGGUGCUUCUCUAGAACUAUUUGCAACUCCAUCAAAGUUUUGCAAGGCAGUGGAUUUGACACGGUUUAAUGGUCUUCACUGCUACAAAAUAGUUGAGAAUAUCAAUGCAUUAACAAUGCUGAAAAUCUAUCUUAAGAUAGUUGCAUGUUUAAGAAAAAGUUUUGAUGUUGUUAUGCCCGGAGGUGAAAUCCCAAAAUGGUUCAGCCAUCAAACAGUUGACUCUUCAAUCAAGAUACCACUGCCUAACAAUAUUCAGAAUGAUAGUCAAUGGAUCGGAGUUGCCUUCUGCUGCAUUUUUGUCAAUGAUGAUGCUUCAAGGGAUGAGGAACUCACAUGUGAUGCUAUUAUCCAUCAUAGGAAUUCUGGACAAGCUGAUUCUGAUGGAUCUGGUUUUCGGGGUAGAAAUCCUCGACGUGUCUCAGGGGACGGCUGGAUUUUUUCUAAAGAAUAUAACCAGCCCAUAAUAAAGGACCACCUUUAUUGUUGUUUUUUGUUCCGUGAAAGAUUAUAUCCAUUUUCCCUGGAGGAUAAAUGUGGUGAAAGUGAAACUGAGAAUUCAUCAACAUUGGAUUGCUCAAAUCAGGAAUUUGAUGAACUCCAGUUUUCAGUCACAUCCGAUGAUAGUCACAUAAGUGUUAAGGUGAAGAAAUGUGGGCUUCGAAUAGUUUAUCAGAAAGAUUUGGAAGAUAUCAAUGAAGAUUCCGCCGCAGAUGGAUCAAUAGCUGAAGGUCCCCUUAUAAAGUGAAGAUAUAAUGUUUAUGAAGAGACCGAAGCCGUGA